This is a messenger RNA of Vitrella brassicaformis, 3017 nucleotides long. NCBI's taxonomy places the organism in Eukaryota, Vitrellaceae. The record is from the annotation of a GenBank genome assembly.
GUCAGAUUUCGGUGAUUUGUGUGUGCCACCUGAUAGGGCGUGUCGAGAGGUGUACCUGGUGUGGUUGUGACGGGCCGGCGGGCCUGGGUCGCUGUACAAGAGGGGGUGAAGUUAUCGGCAGACGCAGGUGUGGUGCUGCAGAGGGAGGAAGGAGGGAGGGAGGGGUCGAUAGCUCGAGAUGGAUGAACGAGGGCAUCAUCCCGGUCGAUAUGGCUGUCUCAGCGAGGGCUCAUUCGUCGUGAUUAAGGCGCAAUGACCAUCAGUAAGUUUUGGUAGGACAAUCAGAUCUCGAGAUCUUGAACUGCACGUUGUUCAGAGAACUGCACAAGGUGAGAACUGCACAAGGUGAGAACUGCACGUUGUUCAGGACACUAUCCCGGUCGUGCUGGUGUCUGAUUCACCUUCCAUGGCGGCAGCUUGUCCCCAGGCCCCAAUCGCUGUAAAUCUCGACGGGGACUUGAUGAGCUCGACGGGGACUUGAUGAGUUUUUUUUUUCAACGAUGAAACAUCCCCCCCCGCAUCCCGCGGCUGUGGCACGCCCAGAUCACCCAGCCACGCGUCUGUCGGUUGAAAUCGGCACGGGAAUCGCGAAUAAGUGCGUGGUCCAUGCAGGUGUGCUGGAGGUCAUCCAGAGCUGCCGUGGUGCCAUGGCCGUUUGUGAGUGAUGCACCCCUUCCCAUUCGGGAGGCCGCCGCUUGGCCGCCACGAUGCGGCCAGAGGACCACCCGCACCCUCCAGAGGCCCGUUGACGCUGAACCUGUCGUGGACGAAUCAGAACGUGACGCCUCCGCAUCAGUAAGACGACUCCAGACGCGAUGGGGCAGAAAACAAUCUGACGUUCACUCGUGCGUUUUUCUCUGGUGUGUUGUGUUGUGUUGCAGUUCGAGGCUUCUACCGUAUGUACCUGGCGCGGCAGCGUAUCAUGCUCAGCGCCCCCCCGCCCCCCUCUCGCUCUGUCUGCGUGUGUGCAGAGACGUUGUAUGAGUUGAAGGGCCCUCUGUCUGAGCCCACACUGAUGCGCAUCGGCGAGGGCAUCAUUCGAGCCGUCGAAUACCUGGGACAGCAGGGGCUGGUCCACGGCGAUAUACACGUGCGUCUCGUGAGCUAGUUCAUACAAUACACUGUUCACUACUCCUACCCGUCAUUGCGUAUGUGUGUGUGGGUGUGUGGGUGUCUAGGUGUGGGUGCAGUCCAAGAAUAUCGGGAUUCGUGUUCGUCAUUCGCCACCCAGCAGGAGCAGCGACAGCAGCAGUGCAGCCGCUGUUGACGGCGCCAGCGGCGAGGGCGACGGCAAUGAGUGCGGGGCCGUCUUGUUGGAUCUGGAUCGCCUGCACGACGGGAUUCCUGGCGAGUACACACUGAGCAUCGAUCCCCACGACCCCCACACGUACCAGCAGCGGCCGCGCCCGGGCAUUCUCACACACGGCCGUGACCUGCGCGAUGCCGUCCACUGGAUUCUCCAGAGCUUCAAGCAGCUGGGAGCUACGCAGCGCCUCUUGGAGAUUUUCGAGGACGCCAUUAGCUACGCUGAAACACAGCCUGAUGCCUGUGCCUGCCAUGUACGCCCACAGCGCAGCACAGCACACAACACACACCAGACACUCUGACAGACCACAGGACAGGCAGACGGUGUGGAUGUGGGAUGUGUCUCAUUACUGAUCGAACAGAUCAUUUUGCGACUGCGCGACUUGCGCCAGGUGGCCGACGACGAGGAACGCAGGACACCCCCUCUCUCGCCGCCAUCUCUGCGGCUUCCCUGGCACCAGUCGCCGCAGCUCGACGUCGGCCGUGGCACCACCGACCACCGAAAGGCCCCAGCAGCAGCACCAGCAGGUGGACCAUUUCCAGGACAUCUUGGUGGCCCCCCCAACCAGCUCGCCCACAGCGGCGGCAUCAUCCCGCCCUGCCAUUUCCCGCCGCACACUCGUGGCCAGGCUGCUGGUGUGCCGCUGUGUCGUCACGCCGCGCCACUGCACGGACGGCUGGCCACGUCCUUGUGUCGCCAAAGCUGUGUUGGCGCUUCCCCCCUCGCCCCGCCCCCACUCACUGGCGCCAUCCCUCGCUGCUGCGUCAGGCCAUGGCGAGCCCUUGCCCCACAGCCACCUCACCCCCACUCCCCCACACCAACAGGUGCUUACUACCACCAGCACCAGCUGUGCCAGUGAUGCCCCACCCCGCUGGUUGCGCGGCCGGUGAGCAGCCCCGCCCCCUCCCGCAAGCGCCCCUCGCUCCGCUUUGGGCUCCCCUCCGUGGCCCCCCUCUUGCUGCUGCCGGUGCUGGUGGUGCCGCUGGUAGUGGUGCUGAUGUUGUCGUAGGAUACAAAGUGAGAAGACAGCACAUCAACACACAAGACUGGGGUGAUGUGCCAAAUGCAUGUCUGUUUCUCGUUUGUUAUGUUGGAUAUAAAGACGGUUGCCGCAGAAGCAGGGCGAGCCACCAAGAAUAUCGCUGCCUACAUCUUAUAUCCGUCGAGAUGUUUCCUGACCUUCACUCUCGCGACCGUGUCUCUUCUCUACAUGCGCCAUGCCGUGCUGCGGGAAUGCCGUGACGGUUGCAGGGACCACAUGGCCAUGAGACUCCAUCCAUCCAUGCAUCCAUCCAUCCUGGUCCAUCAAUCCAUCUACUACCGCAGCCACACCAGCCGCAUACAUCGAUGGAUCGGUGUGGUGUCCCAUACGCACACAGAGACACAGACGCCAUUUGAUCAUGAUCAUACAGCAGUCGAUCUGUCUAUCUGUCUGUCCUACGGACACGUACGUGUUGCAUACGCAUGUGGUCGACAGGCGAACAAAGGAGGGGAAGAGGGGAUGUCUGGAAGAGGGGGGGGAAGGCCAUACACUCACUGUCUGUGUAGUAAGUGAGUGUAUCAUAUGUGUGUUGAAAAUGGUCACUUGCGUGACGUGACGUGCACUGACGAACGAAAAUGUACAUGGAGUGGCGGGCGGCCCAAUAGAGGGGUGUGGUGUAUGUGUCCGUGGAGGCACUUAUCUUACGUAUUAGUAUGGCUACAAAUCGUG